This is a messenger RNA of Cebus imitator (Panamanian white-faced capuchin), 2725 nucleotides long. RefSeq names its product zinc finger protein 235 (gene ZNF235). The transcript has 5 exons. Gene Ontology annotation, biological process: regulation of transcription by RNA polymerase II. NCBI's taxonomy places the organism in Eukaryota, Metazoa, Chordata, Mammalia, Primates, Cebidae. Bases 122 to 2314 code for a protein of 730 amino acids. Gene Ontology annotation, cellular component: nucleus. The record is from RefSeq and is a predicted model, not a curated record. Gene Ontology annotation, molecular function: RNA polymerase II transcription regulatory region sequence-specific DNA binding; DNA-binding transcription factor activity, RNA polymerase II-specific.
CACGAACUAUGUGCAGUCAGAGGCACUUCCGCUCUAGGAAGGGGAGGUCGGUUCUGAGGUUGCUCUCGGGGAGGCUUGCUCCCCCAGAACUCUACCUUUUCCCAAAAGGAAGAGAGGGAAAAUGACCAAGUUCCAGGAGGCAGUGACAUUCAAGGAUGUGGCUGUGGCCUUCACUGAGGAGGAACUGGGGCUGCUGGACUCUUCCCAGAGGAAGCUGUACCGAGACGUCAUGCUGGAGAACUUCAGGAACCUGGUUUCAGUGGGACGUCAGUCCUUCAAACCAGAUAUGAUAUCCCAGUUGGAGAGGGAAGAAAAGCUUUGGAUGAAGGAGUUUCAAAACCAAAGAGGUAGGCAUUCAGGAGACAGGAAUCAAAAUGAGAUGGCGACUCUUCACAAAGCAGAAUUAAGGUGCUUUCCGCUGGGAGAGCUUUCAUGCUGGCAAAUCAAGAGACAUGUUGCAAGCAAAUUAGCCAGAAGUCAAGAUUCCAUGAUAAAUAUUGAAGUACAGAGCUCUCAGUUCCCCAGGCACCAUGAUUCCCCCUGUCAAGUGGGAGCAGGAGAAUCUGUUCAAGCUUCUGAGGAUGACAGCUGUCUAGUGAAUCUCAUGGGAGAUCAUUCCAAUAUCAUUGGAAAUCAAGAAUUUCCAACUGAGAAAGUUCAGAAUUCAUGGAGUAAAAUUUAUCAGAGAAGUUGUAAGCAGACCCAGAUGAAAAACAAAUUAUGUAUAUUUGCUCCAUGUGUUAACAUUUUUGGUUGUAUUUCACACCAUCAUGAUAAUAUAUUGCACAAAAGAGAUAAAGCUCAUAGCAAUAGUGAUUGUGGUAAAGACACCCUAAAGGUGUCACCUCUUACCCAGUAUAGUAUUCACACGGGACAGAAAACCUACCAGGGUAAUGAAUGUGAAGAAGCCUUCGAUGAUGGCUCCAGUCUUGAACUUCAUAAGCAGGUGCACUUGGGAAAGAAGUCUCCAGCAUGUAGUACCCAUGAGAAGGACACCAGUUAUAGCUCAGGUAUUCCUGUUCAACAAAGUGUUCAUACUGGAAAAAAACGCUACUGGUGUCAUGAAUGUGGUAAAGGUUUCAGUCAGAGCUCAAAUCUGCAAACUCAUCAGAGAGUCCACACAGGGGAGAAACCCUAUACAUGCCACGAAUGUGGUAAGAGCUUUAAUCAGAGCUCACAUCUUUAUGCUCAUUUGCCUAUUCACACAGGAGAGAAGCCUUAUAGAUGUGACAGUUGUGGGAAGGGCUUCAGUCGUAGCACAGAUCUUAACAUUCAUUGCAGAGUUCACACUGGAGAGAAACCUUACAAAUGUGAGGUGUGUGGGAAGGGCUUUACUCAGAGAUCACAUCUUCAAGCCCAUGAAAGAAUUCACACUGGAGAGAAACCAUAUAAAUGUGGAGAUUGUGGUAAACGCUUUAGUUGUAGCUCAAAUCUUCAUACCCAUCAGAGAGUCCACACUGAAGAAAAACCAUACAAAUGUGAUGAGUGUGGUAAGUGCUUUAGUUUGAGCUUUAAUCUUCAUAGUCAUCAACGAGUCCACACAGGAGAAAAACCAUAUAAAUGUGAAGAGUGUGGUAAGGGUUUUAGUUCAGCCUCAAGUUUCCAGAGCCAUCAGAGGGUCCAUACAGGAGAGAAACCAUUUCGAUGCAACGUGUGUGGUAAAGGCUUCAGUCAGAGUUCAUAUUUUCAAGCACAUCAGAGAGUCCACACUGGAGAAAAACCAUACAAAUGUGAAGUGUGUGGAAAGCGCUUCAAUUGGAGCUUGAAUCUUCACAAUCAUCAGAGAGUCCACACAGGAGAGAAACCCUACAAAUGUGAAGAGUGUGGUAAGGGUUUCAGUCAGGCCUCAAAUCUUCAAGCCCAUCAGAGCGUCCAUACUGGGGAAAAACCUUUCAAGUGUGAUGCAUGUCAGAAGCGAUUCAGUCAGGCCUCACACCUUCAAGCCCAUCAGAGAGUCCACACCGGAGAGAAACCAUAUAAAUGUGACACAUGUGGUAAGGCCUUCAGCCAGAGGUCAAAUCUUCAAGUCCAUCAAAUAAUUCACACUGGAGAGAAACCAUUUAAAUGUGAGGAAUGUGGGAAAGAGUUCAGUUGGAGUGCUGGGCUCAGUGCUCAUCAGAGGGUCCACACAGGAGAGAAACCCUACACAUGUCAGCAGUGUGGGAAGGGUUUCAGUCAGGCCUCACAUUUUCACACACACCAGAGAGUCCACACUGGAGAGAGGCCUUACAUAUGUGAUGUCUGUUGUAAGGGCUUCAGUCAGAGGUCACAUCUUGUCUACCAUCAGAGAGUCCACACUGGAGGGAAUCUGUAGAAAUUUGAGGUGUGGUUCACCCUCCAGUUAGAGUUCACGGCUUUGUCUCCAUUGGGAAGUGCAUGCUGAUGACUAUGGAAAGCUCCUUUAAAACUAGAAGGUUCAAAGAAUCUUUACAGGAAAGAAGUCUCUCAGAUGCUGUGUUUCAGACUUGGUUAGGACAUGAAUUCUUUACAAAUGUCAUAUUUCACAGACAGAAAACUCUGUUCUAUAAAUAUGAUCCGUGUUUAUAUCUGCGUUGCCAAGUGUCUCAGUUCUCAAGAUGUAACACAGCAGAAAAGUAUUGUCAGAGUCUGCCCAGGAGAGAGGCCUUACUUUAAAAAAAGUAUGAUUGAGGCCAGGCACGAUGGCUCAUGCCUACAAUCCCAGCACUUUGGGAGACCGAGGCAGGCGGAUCACGAGGUCGAGACG